GACCUGAUCCCCAAAGUUUGGCGACACUGCUGUAUACCAUCUCCUGCGCUGAACUUCAUGUUAAAGUCCACCAAUUCGAUCGUUCUUCUACUCAUGAUCACUGCAUCACCAAAAGGAUAUGAAGGCUAUACCAAAAGCACCCCGCACCGCAGCCACACCCACGACGCCCUCCAUCCUACUCACCCUGCCCUUCUCUCUACAAGUCCGCAUCUUUAGCUAUCUCCCCCUCCCCACAGCCACAAAGCUCCGUGGCACCUGCCGCCAUCUCUAUACUUCAAUCCCGCGACCAUCCCAUGCUCAACUCCUCGAAGCCGAGAAAACCCCUUCAGCCAACCCCAAAAAGAAAUCGAAAGACACAUAUUACUUCCCCUACCACGUCCAGCCCUCUUUUUGGUCAAAGCCUCUCCGCAAAACAACGACAUUCAUCACAUGUCGCUACUGUGUUUGUAUGUUGCCGGACCACUUGUUUGCAGACAACAUGGCGGUACGCGACAGGGCGCCCGGUGGUGUCAACGCGCAUAAGCGAUUUUGCAUCCAAUGCGGUUUGAAACCACCAGCAACGACGGGUGCAAAACCAAAGUACCCGCGAGGUACAAGAUUUCGAGUUAAUGGAGAAGAGUUAGUUGUUUGCAUUGGAUGUAGGAAGGUAUUCAUGUUGGAAAGUAAGAAGGUGAGGGGGAAGUGUUAUGCUUGUGGGAAGAUUCAAGAGGUUGAUGGUAGUGAUUGGGGGGCUGGUGAGGUUGAGAACUUGCGGACGAAAGCAUGGAAAAGAGCAGAUUUCAAUUUUGGAGCUAAUAGUUGA
Messenger RNA from Periconia digitata, 802 nucleotides. NCBI's taxonomy places the organism in Eukaryota, Fungi, Ascomycota, Dothideomycetes, Pleosporales, Periconiaceae. The record is from the annotation of a GenBank genome assembly.